This is a messenger RNA of Aspergillus sclerotioniger CBS 115572, 899 nucleotides long. Its product is annotated as putative glyoxalase family protein. Lineage: Eukaryota; Fungi; Ascomycota; Eurotiomycetes; Eurotiales; Aspergillaceae. The record is from RefSeq and is a predicted model, not a curated record. The transcript has 3 exons. The coding region runs from base 456 to 869 and encodes 137 amino acids.
GGCCAAAUUCCCUACUCUUUCCCCAGCCUGUGCAAAUCUUUGGUGAAUGAAACCACUUGCAAGUAGUACUUGCAGAGUCCACAAAUCACCACUCCGGGAGCGAGUUCGCGAACCCCACCAUGGUCCCUGCAGGCGUGGACUCAAUACUAAUCACUAAUCACUAAUCACAGAUAGGAAAGGCGGGGUCGCAAAGGACACUCUCCGACUAUCCCCAGAAAUGCAAGGGAAAUCAAGAAGUCGCGAACAUUUCCCCCGAGUCUCUAAAUUUCACCCCGCGUAGGAACGACCCCUCACCACCGGCAGCCAGGAAAUCAGAUUCCGACCCCGUCGGGAAAUAACACCGAGCCUCAGUUAGCGGGAUCUUCAUCGUGAUCUUUAUCUACCCUUCCCCUCCUCUUGUCUCCCUGUGUCUAAAGAUCGACGUCAACGAGCUACAAUCGAGAAGCAGAGUUAAAAUGAUCACCGGUCUUGCGCACGUCAACAUUCUCGUCCCGGAAGGGACCCUGGACCUGGCAGAAGAUUUCUACACCAACACGCUGGGUCUCCCAUCCGCCCCAGUUCCCCACCUACAAAAAGGAACCCUUAUGUGGUUCAAUCUCACACCGGACGGCAGUCAGCAAAUCCAUGUGGCCUUUGGAAAGAACCGCGAGCUGGAUUCCAGGCGCCAUGCUUGCCUAAGGGUCGGAUCACCGGAGGCAUUGGUGACCCUGCAGCAGCGCAUCUGGGAGCAUCAUCAGAGAGGCGGUGCCGCCGCUCCUUUGCACGCCGAUCAGCCCGGCGAGCAGAACUCGGGGGCCAAAGGUGUCGAAUAUCCGGAUCGAUUUUUCGCGAGGGAUUACGCGGGCAACAGGCUGGAGUUCACACUAUGACAUCGAUAAACGAGUCUAUGAAUCAAUGUU